Microtus oregoni (creeping vole) is the source of this 2768-nucleotide messenger RNA. RefSeq names its product membrane metallo-endopeptidase-like 1. Gene Ontology annotation, cellular component: plasma membrane. The transcript has 23 exons. Gene Ontology annotation, molecular function: metalloendopeptidase activity. The record is from RefSeq and is a predicted model, not a curated record. NCBI's taxonomy places the organism in Eukaryota, Metazoa, Chordata, Mammalia, Rodentia, Cricetidae. Gene Ontology annotation, biological process: protein processing. Bases 138 to 2462 code for a protein of 774 amino acids.
CAGAUCGGCCUGACCGCUGCUCUACUCCACCGAGAGCCCACCUUGGCCAGCUCACCCCAGCUCUGAGACACCCUAACACAGCCCUUAAGGACCUGCCCAGUGGUGGCUGUAGCUCCUGAGAUCACUCGAACCGGCUGAUGGGGAAGUCGGAGAGCCCAGUGGGGAUGGUGGAGAGAGCAGACCGGUCUGGGAAGAAGAGGCGCUCAGGUUUCCUGGAGGGGGGGCUACUGCUGCUACUGCUGCUGCUGCUGGGAACCCUAGUGGCCCUGGGUGUCCUCUACAGCAGAGCCAUCAGAGAGCCAUCACAGCAGAAUGACGUCGUCUGCGUCACCCCAGGCUGUGUGAUUGCAGCUGCCAGAAUCCUCCAGAACAUGGACAACUCACAGGAGCCCUGUGACAACUUCUACCAGUAUGCCUGCGGAGGCUGGCUGCGGCGUCACGUGAUUCCCGAGACCAACUCCCGAUACAGCGUCUUUGACAUUCUCCGGGACGAGCUGGAGGUGAUCCUUAAAGGGGUGCUGGAGGACUCCUCUCUCAAGGACCGGCCGGCUGUGGAGAAGGCCAAGACACUGUACCGCUCCUGCAUGAACGAAAGUGUGAUAGAGAAGAGAGACUCUCAGCCUCUGCUGGACAUCUUAGAUGUGGUAGGAGGCUGGCCUGUGGCCAUGGACAAGUGGAGUGAGAUGGUGGGCCCCAAGUGGGAGCUGGAACGGCAGCUGGCUGUGCUGAACUCACAGUUCAACAGGCGCGUCCUCAUUGACCUCUUCAUCUGGAAUGACGACCAGAACUCCAGCCGGCAUGUUAUCUAUAUAGAUCAGCCCACCUUGGGCAUGCCAUCCCGGGAGUACUAUUUCAACGAAGGCAAUAGUCACAAGAGUGCUCCAUGGUGGCCAAGGUGGCCAAAGCCGCCCAGCUCCAUCCAUCGUCCUUUGGCCCAGGUGCGGGAAGCCUACCUGCAGUUCAUGGUAUCAGUGGCCACCAUGCUGAGGAAAGAUAUGAACCUGCCCAAUGACAACUCUCUGGUGGAGAAGGAAAUGGCGCAGGUGCUGGCGCUGGAGGCACAUCUGGCCAAUGCCACAGUCCCCCAGGAGGAAAGGCAUGAUGUCACCACCCUGUACCACAGGAUGGACCUGGUGGAGCUGCAGGACAGGUUUGGUCUGAAGGGGUUUAACUGGACCCUCUUCAUACAAAGUGUGCUGUCCUCUGUCCAAAUCGAACUGUUACCGGAUGAGGAGGUGGUGGUCUACGGUAUCCCCUACCUGCAGAACCUUGAGUCCAUCAUUGACAUCUACUCAGCACGGACCAUGCAGAACUACUUGAUCUGGCGCCUGGUGCUGGAUCGCAUCAGCAGCCUGAGCCAGAGAUUCAAAGAAGCGAGAGUGAGCUACCUCAAGGCGCUGUAUGGCACAACCGUGGAGGAGGUGCGCUGGCGGGAGUGUGUCAGCUAUGUUAACAGUAACAUGGAGAGCGCCGUGGGCUCCCUCUACAUCAAGGAGGCCUUCUCCAAGGACAGCAAGGACAUGGUCAAAGAGCUGAUUGACAAGGUAAGAUCCGUGUUUGUGGAUACCCUGGAUGAGCUGAACUGGAUGGACGAGGAAUCUAAGAGGAAGGCUCAGGAAAAGGCCAUGAACAUCCGGGAACAGAUCGGCUACCCUGACUAUAUCUUGGAAGAAAGCAAUAGGCACCUGGAUGAGGAAUACUCCAACCUGAUAUUCUCAGAGGACCUGUAUUUCGAGAAUGGGCUUCAGAACCUCAAGGCCAGUGCCCAGCAGAGCCUCAAGAAGCUUCGGGAAAAAGUGGACCACAACCUCUGGAUCAUCGGGGCUGCAGUGGUCAAUGCCUUCUACUCCCCAAACAGAAACCAGAUUGUGUUUCCUGCCGGUAUUCUCCAGCCACCCUUCUUCAGCAAGGACCAACCACAGGCCUUGAACUUCGGGGGCAUCGGGAUGGUGAUCGGGCAUGAGAUUACACACGGCUUUGACGACAAUGGUCGGAACUUCGACAAGAAUGGCAACAUGCUGGAUUGGUGGAGUAACUUCUCAGCCCAGCACUUCCGCAAACAGUCGGAGUGCAUGGUCUAUCAGUACAGCAACUUUUCCUGGGAACUGGCUGGCAACCAGAACGUGAACGGAUUCAGCACCCUCGGGGAGAACAUCGCUGACAAUGGUGGGGUACGACAGGCAUACAAGGCUUACCUACAGUGGUUGUCUGAAGGUGGCAAGGAUCAGAAACUGCCGGGAUUGAACCUGACCUAUGCCCAGCUUUUCUUUGUCAACUAUGCCCAGGUGUGGUGCGGGUCCUACAGGCCUGAGUUUGCCAUCCAAUCCAUCAAGACGGAUGUCCACAGUCCUCUUAAGUACAGGGUACUGGGCUCACUACAGAACCUGGCCGCCUUCUCUGAGGCAUUCCACUGCCCACGAGGCAGCCCCAUGCACCCCAGGAAGCGGUGUCGCAUCUGGUAGCCAAGGCUGAGCUACGCUCCAGCCCACGCCCACCCGCCACCUAAAGGCUUCGUGAAAGGUGCAGCUGGAUGUGCAAGUCCUUGUCUGAAGGCCACUGGAGCCUCCAGCCAGCCCUCCGCACCGGCCUAGAGUGCAGCCGCCCGCCCACACCUGGGAUGAGGGAUGCCUGGUCCUGCGCCCCUUCAAGCCAGUGAGGGUCAUCAGUCCUGUAGGAGCUGUCCACUGUCUUCCGCCCUCUCCAUAAUGCGUGGCUAAAUGUCCUCAAGCUUCAGACUUGAGCUAAGUAAAUGCUUCAAAGACUUUGCG